Messenger RNA from Strongylus vulgaris, 231 nucleotides. Lineage: Eukaryota; Metazoa; Nematoda; Chromadorea; Rhabditida; Strongylidae. The record is from the annotation of a GenBank genome assembly.
AUGGUACAUUUCAGCACCUCUGCCACCACUGGCGUUACUGAUUAUCCUGAUAUUCUUGCUCAAACCGAACAAGGUUGCACUGUAUUAAUUGACGGAAACACACUCAGGGAACUUCUAAAUUCUUUUGACUCACACGACGGAAAGCUUGAUCUCAUUCAGAACGUAAUUAGACAGGUCUGCUUCGGAUUCAGUUCUUUUGUUGAUAAAAUGAGCAAGUUGUUCUUCAGUUAA